CAUGUAUAAUGAUGCAUUCAAGCGAAUAUAUGACUUCACUCAAGAUCAAUACAUGCGAUUUGUAACACAAUAGUUCUGCAUUCGGCGGGCAUGCAUACUCUCCUCGAUCUCUUGAACCAAAGAGCUGUGUUGGAAGCUCCUUGCUUUUAACUCUACCAGGGAAACUGGACUACAGUUAAACCACCAACACCAUGUUGAUGUCGCGAUGGAUUACCCCUGGGAUUACCAUUCUUACCUGUUCAGUCGCUGUAAUGAGCUUUGCUGUCUUGACUUCAUGCUCAGUUGAUGUCGAUGACGAGAAUGGCUUCGUGGUUGAGUCGGGAAACACGGAGACUCCCUCAACAAGUGAUGUCGGUUUUGGUCACGGAAGGGACGUUCUCCGUCUCCACUCGGGGCUGUACGACGUGGCAUACGUACGCUUUCGGAUCGACGAGCUUUCUAUCGGUCGACAGGAUCGGAUUCAAGUCUGGAUGAAAACUGACAUAUGCAUUGGGUGUAAAAUGGUAGCAGUGGCCAAUUUGACGAUCAAGACGAAGGAAAAGAAAAUGGUAGCCACCAUCGAUACCGCCUGGGCGACCCGUAUAAUGGUCACAACGGGAGAUGUACAUUAUCCAGCUAAAAAUAACACAUACUGCGAGUUAUAUUAUCAUUUCGGACAAUAUGGUGAAUACAACCUAACAGUGCCUCCCAUGACACGGAACAACACGAACGGGACAAUAUGCGAUCUGGAGACACUGAAAUCACCAACAUAUGCAAAUACAAGUGUCUUUGUAUUCUACGGGUCGGUAUUUCUUAUGUUUUUCGUGGCUGCUUUUUGGGUCCACUGUAUAAAGAGAUGCAAUAACAAAGGUCUACCAAGUAAUCAUAAUGGAAAUGUACAAUCGAACGUUUCUCUGGAAGACCAAACACCCUUGACUGACCCGGUGGGUAAUAAACCUACCAAGACAUCACUUCGACUGAGAUCGGUUGACGCAUUUAGAGGGCUUGCUAUAACCAAUUUGGUAUUGGGUACGAGCGGUGAUGGUCAUUUUUGGUAUUUGAGCCAUGCAAGAUGGUAUGGUAUAACUGUUGCAGAUUUCAUGUUCCCAUGGUUCGUUUUCAUCAUGGGUACAUCUAUCCAUCUCUCGUUCAAUAUACUCCUGUCUAAGGGGCAGAGUUACCUCUCCAUCUUCAAGAAAAUAAUAUUCCGAAGCAUCUCUUUAUUCAUCAUGGGCGUUUGUAUUCAACCUCACAAUGAUCUCAGAACUCUUCGCAUUCCGGGUGUGCUACAGCGUUUUGGUAUAACUUAUUUCAUUGUUGCGUCAUCAUAUCUUCUUUCCCGUCGUCUGCAGGCACGCAGGAUCGAGAGAACGGGCAAAUGUUACAUGAUGUUUCGUGACGUCACAGACUACCUUGAACUGCCUUUGGCAUUCUGCUUUCUCACCGUUCAUUUGUGUUUGACCUUUCUACUUCCAGUUCCAGGAUGUCCUCUAGGUUACCAGGGACCUGGUGGUCCGCUGGUUGGAGAGAACGGUGAACUGACAAACUGUACCGGGGGAGCUUCGGGGUACAUCGACCGCAUGUUCUUCACUGAAGCCCAUAUCAUCAACAUAGACACUUGUUCUGCUGUUUAUAGAACCAUUGUAAAAAGUGACCCGGAAGGAAUACUUGGUAGUUUUACCUCCAUUGCAUUGUGUGUGUUUGGUCUCCAGGCCGGAAAGAUCCUUCAUCUCUUUACAACCGUUAGGGGGCGCUGUUUAAGAUUGAUCAUCUGGGGAUUGGUGUUGAUAUCAUGCAGUUUAAUUCUUUGCAAAGCUUCCAUGGCUGAUGGUUGGAUACCUCUUAAUAAGAACCUGUGGUCCGUUUCGUUUAUCGCCCUCACCGGUGGAACAGCAUUCAUCAUCCAAGCAUUGUUUCAUAUCCUUAUUGACGUCACGCAUUUCUGGAACGGAGCUCCUCUUUUCUACGCAGGAAUGAAUUCAAUCCUACUGUAUAUAGGAUCAGAGAUCAUGCAUCCUUAUCUACCAUUCUCAUGGGUACCGUUUGUUGGUAACCAUACUGAGUACAUCAUCCUUGCUGCCUGGUCGGGAUUCCUCUGGCUUGCCAUUGCUUACCUCUGCUACCGCAAAAAGAUUUUCUUAAAACUUUGAUGACGUCACAAAUGAACGGAGGAAUGGAUACCUUGAAAAUUACUACUUCAUUAUUCGAACCUUGUGGCUUACCGAGUACUCGUUAUUAACAUUAAGUAUACUCUUGUGGUGGAAACAAGAGGCAAUAUAGGAAGGUGCUAAGUACUGACAGCGGGUGUGAUCGCUACAAGACGGGGUAUUAUAGCGAAUAUUAGAAAAUGUACAUUAUUAACUGUGAUAUCUUGGCCAUCAAUAAUUAUAACCAUUACAGUGCAGAUUUAUAUUCAUCUUUUUAAUAUGAAGUAUAGAUUUGUGUUGUUAUGGGUAGGAACAUGCCUUUUAGCACCUGUUUGCAGAUGAAUGAGGAGUUUACAAAGGGUGCAGUUGGUGGUAGAUAGCGGCGAUAGGGGUAAUGUAGUGGUGUAGGGUGUCAAAAUUGAGAAUUUCGGUGGUAGAGGAUUGUCAGUGUUGGAUGUUUGGUGGUAUAGCUUCGCGGGUGAUACUACCAGUACCAGAAAAUAUUAUGUCUGCAUAAUAAUGUAAAUCAUCCAUUAUGUCCAUCAAACCAAACUAAAGUAAUUCAUCAGACCAUCAGGAGAGCAUUUCAUUAAAGGACUUGUUGAAUAUUUAAUCGGGGGAGCGUUUCAUCAAUAUUUUCAUCCGACAAGUUGUCAGAUCUGACAUCUUUCCAUGAAUUUGAUUGGCUGAGA
Molecule: messenger RNA, 2818 nt
Organism: Lytechinus variegatus (green sea urchin)
Lineage: Eukaryota; Metazoa; Echinodermata; Echinoidea; Temnopleuroida; Toxopneustidae
Product: heparan-alpha-glucosaminide N-acetyltransferase-like
Exons: 17
Coding region: 192-2129 (645 amino acids)
Source: RefSeq, a predicted model, not a curated record